Molecule: messenger RNA, 2095 nt
Organism: Anguilla rostrata (American eel)
Lineage: Eukaryota; Metazoa; Chordata; Actinopteri; Anguilliformes; Anguillidae
Gene: matk
Product: megakaryocyte-associated tyrosine kinase
Exons: 13
Coding region: 315-1667 (450 amino acids)
Biological process (GO): protein phosphorylation
Molecular function (GO): ATP binding; protein binding; non-membrane spanning protein tyrosine kinase activity
Source: RefSeq, a predicted model, not a curated record
GUAAUGGUUAAGGGAUCUCACGCUUGGUGCGCUCUGAAAUGAGGAAGCCGGUUCAGCAUUUGGCCUGUAUUUGUUUGGUUGACUCUGGCAGCAGUACAUUGAUCAUCACCUCCUCCGCACACGGAUCUCUCUGCUGGAAUCUGCUGUCCUAGCUGGGUCGCAGAGAUGGCAUAGGAGACUGCGUCUACAAAGGCUUAUGAGAGGCAUUCAGGUAAGUGAGAUUCUUACAUAUGGAAUCUACUAUUCUCAACCAGGCACUGUUUAACCCUAUGAAAUAACAUCAGUCAUCCAGCCUGGACCAGCCACACUUUAGGAUGGCAACGAAAUGUUGGGCGGCUGGCACUCAGUGUAUUGCCAAGAAUGACCACACCAAGCCCAAAGCUUCUGAGCUGGCCUACCGCAAAGGAGACAUUCUCACCAUUGUGGAGAUUGGGAUGGACAAGGGCGUUUACAAAGCCACACACAACAAGACCGGAGAGGAGGGCCUCAUCUCUGCUAGCAAUGUCCGAGAGCGGGAAGCCAUUCGCAUAGACCCAAGCCUCAGCCUCAUGCCCUGGUUUCAUGGGAAAAUCUCAGGGCCAGAAGCGGUGAACAAGCUGAAACCCAUGGAGGAUGGGCUGUUCCUGGUACGAGAGUCCAUCCGGCAUCCUGGCGAUUAUGUGCUGUGUGUCAGUUUUGCUCACGAAGUCAUUCACUACCGGGUUAUCUAUCGUGACAACAAGCUGACAAUUGACAACACCCAGUUUUUCUACAACCUCAUUGACAUGAUUGAGUUCUACACAAAGAACAAGGGAGCCAUUGCUACAACCCUGCAGAAACCGAAACAGAAAGAGGGCACCAAAUCAGCGGAGGUGGAGCUGUCUAAGGCUGGAUGGCUGCUGGACAUCAAAAAGCUCACCUUGGGAGAGAGCAUUGGAGAAGGGGAGUUUGGAGAGGUGUACAUGGGGGAAUACAUGGGACAGAAGGUGGCCGUCAAGAACAUCAAGUGUGAUGUCACAGCUCAGGCCUUCCUGGCGGAGACCGCUGUCAUGACGAAACUCCAGCACAGGAACUUGGUGCAGUUGCUAGGGGUGAUCUUGGACAAUGGGCUGCACAUCGUCACAGAGUUCAUGGCGAAGGGUAACCUGGUGAAUUUCCUCCGGACGAGAGGUCGCUCCGUGAUUGGCAAGACGCAACUGCUUCACUUCGCACUAGACGUCUGUGCAGGGAUGGAGUACCUGGAGUCCAAGAGGCUGGUACACAGAGACCUGGCCGCUCGCAACGUCCUGGUGUCCGUCGACAGUGUGGCUAAGGUUAGCGACUUUGGGCUGGCCAAAAGGGACUCCAAGGCGACGGAUAACGCAAAGCUGCCCAUCAAAUGGACGGCCCCGGAAGCUCUGAAGAAAGAUAAAUUCUCCACGCGCUCAGAUGUCUGGAGCUAUGGGGUCCUCUUAUGGGAGACGUUCUCCUACGGCAGACAGCCCUACCCAAAGAUGUCUCUGAAGGAGGUGAAGGAGACGGUGGAACAAGGCUAUCGCAUGGAAGCCCCGGAGGACUGCCCCGCCAGCGUUUACGCCAUCAUGAGGGUCUGCUGGGAGGCCGAUCCCGGGAAGAGGCCUUCCUUCCGAAAACUGCGGGACAAGCUGAAGAGGGAGCUGCCCGACAGCAACUCUGCAACGGGCUCCUGAGGCCGCUGAGGGGAGGGUGGAGUAAGGCCAAAAUUAGCAGACAGUUUGUGUCGCGCUCCCCUCCCCUCCUCCCCCCCAUCCAAAGUUUCCAUGUGAAAUGUUUAGAAUUCCUGAGGGUCACACAAGAACUGUGCUGUUUCUCCAGUUAAUUAUACAGAUAUUUAUAUAUUUAUGAUGUGUGGAAAACAGAGAGAGAUGACACACAAGGCACUUGAAAUAGAGCUGGGAUUGGUGGCCACCAGGGGGCAGCACUAAGAACUGAAGCAGAUCAGAUGAAUCCCUGCUCUCCUAUCAAGCAAUAUAGUGCCUAAAGGCAGCCACUGUACAUACACACUGUAUUAUACAGCUAUAUGAUGUAACUACUGUUGGAUAUAUGUAAUGCAUAUAUUGAGGAAAAGGCUAUUGUAAUUAAAUAACUUUUUAAUGCA